Molecule: messenger RNA, 919 nt
Organism: Mangifera indica (mango)
Lineage: Eukaryota; Viridiplantae; Streptophyta; Magnoliopsida; Sapindales; Anacardiaceae
Product: agamous-like MADS-box protein AGL11
Exons: 6
Coding region: 241-711 (156 amino acids)
Biological process (GO): regulation of transcription by RNA polymerase II
Cellular component (GO): nucleus
Molecular function (GO): DNA-binding transcription factor activity, RNA polymerase II-specific; protein dimerization activity; RNA polymerase II cis-regulatory region sequence-specific DNA binding
Source: RefSeq, a predicted model, not a curated record
UUUUCAUGGUGGGAAUCAGUCCCUUUCUCUUUGUCUCUCUUCAUAACUCUUUCUUUAGGUCUUCUUCUUACACUUCAUCUCUCUUCAUGGGCUAAGUAAAACCUAUAUGUAAAUUGGCUGAAGAGUAUGAACAAAGCCUAAACAUUUUCAGCUUCUUUGGGAUUCCAAAUUUUCCGAAAGCUGAAAGUUACCGAGUGUGGCCAAAACUCAGUGCAUUGUUUCAGUAGUGUUUCCGUAGAAAUGGGAAAAGGAAAAAAAGAGAUCAAGAAGAUUGAGAACUCAACGAGCUGGCAAGUGACCUUUUGCAAGAGGAGGAAAGGACUACUGAAGAAAGCCUAUGAACUUUCAAUUCUCUGUGAAGCUGAAAUUGGCCUCGUCGUCUUCUCCACCCGUGGCCGCCUCUAUGAGUAUUCCAACACCAAGCGUCUAAUGGGUGAUUCCUUAAGUACUUUAUCUGUGAAGGAGCUAAAACAGCUGGAGAAUAGACUUGAAAGAGGCCUUACAAAAAUCAUGUCGAAGAAGCAUGAAAUUUUGCUAGCCGAAAUUGAGUACUUUCAGAAAAGGAUUGCAGAAGUUGAGAGCUUUCAACAACCAAGCAACAUGGUGACUAGACCAGCAGACCUUAAUGCAAUUCAUGAAUUUGCUUCUGGGAACUUCUUAAGUCCAACUAUGAUUGAAAAUAAUGAAACUGGAUGCACUCACCGGAACUAGAAAAUUCUCCAUCUUGGGUAAAUUGUGGGAGAUGAUAAAAAAUCAAGCGCAUAUGUACAUCGCUGUGUAUUAUUGUGGUCAUUGUUUUGUUACUUCCAGUUACAGUUAUGUUUUAAAGACUAAUGCUUUUGUGAUAUAUAAAUUUCUAAAAACAAAUAAUUAAUUCUGAAAAAUGGAACACAAAUAUGAAAAAAAUAUAAAUUUCUAA